GCCUCAGUUUGGAUAGCCCGCCAGAUACAAAAAGACUGUACAAAAUGGCUGACGAUUCACCAAACAAAUCAAACAAACUUCUUCAGUUGCCAUUAACUAGAAUUAAAAUGAUAAUGCGAAGUAGUCCAGACCUUGGGAAUGUUAACACAGAAGGAUAUUUUUUGAUUGCAAGAGCUGCUGAGCUGUUUGCACAAUACAUUGCAAAAGAGGGUUUGAAAUCUGAAAGCAAUGGCACGGAGCUAAAUUACAAAGGGCUUGCAAAUGCUGUUGAAGGAAAUGAUACAUUGGAUUUUCUGGAAGACAUCAUACCGCAGAAGAUAACAAUGAAACAAUAUUUAGAAAGAAAACCUGAUGGAGAGAAAUAGGAUACCAGUUUAAGAUCAAAAAGGAAAACACCUAUCUCUUAAAUGCUUUGAAAAUGCUUUGACAAUAACAUGUACAAAAUCAGCACCUGUUGUUUUGGAAACAAAACACUCCAGAAUGACAAAAAGAAAAUUAGAGCUUUAUGCUUCUGCUGGAUAUGAUUAGUAAGAGAGCCUUCAGUUGUGGAAAUUUCCUAUUUUAUUUGAUUGCCUUUAGCAAGUUGAAGAGCAGUAACGCUUGUAGAAUGGCAAAUUUUUAAGUUUCAGAAUUUUGACUUUUUAUGGUAAAACUGACUGCAUUCUCUUUCUAGAUUGACACUGUUUUGCUAUUGCAUAUGAAACAUUUUAUAAUUUCAGCAAUUUUUAAUUUGCAGAUAAUCUGCAAAACAAGCCCUGUUGUACCUAAAAGAGUUUGUAUCUAGUUUCAAAAAAACGUUUUAUUUUGCUAUUGCUGUCUUCACUUUGUCGAAAUGAUGAGAGUUUAAGUUUUCUUUAAGUACUAGUAUUUGAAACUAGAUUAAAAGAUCAAAGAACUCUGUUUGCAGAAAGCAAACGAAGAGAAUGUUCUUUUAUAAACAAAUUGAAAAUUAACUUUUAACAUUUCCCUUGCGUUUGCAUUUAUCUACGUUCAAUUAUAAAUGUGCUCAUGAUAACAUAUUCCUCAGCUCAUGAUAACAUAUUCCUCAUCGUCAUUAGUAUCAGUUGCGACGGAGCUACCAAUUUUUUUCAAAAAAGGAAUCGUUGAUUUUUCGGAUCUAUCUAUCUAUGGUUGUAAAGUAUUCAGCAUGCUUCAAAUACUCUUGAGCUGGUUUGAAAAAUGAACAUUAUAUUGUAAAUAAGUGCUCUCUCUCAUAUGUCGAUAACGUCUUAAAAGACUCAUUGCUAACGAUGGGCCUUUGCGAGCAUGGCGACGAUCCAAACAAUGGCAGUAAACUUCUACGAAUUAACCAAAAUUGAUUUCAGACUGUCUAAAAAUGCAUUAUGGGAUGCUUGCGUAGCGCAAUGGCUCAUUGUUAGCAAUGACUCUUAAAAGGAUUUUCCUUGGCCACGUGCUUUGAAUCUUGACAGCCUCUUGCUACUCAUAGCAAGCUCUUAAUCAAUAUUUUUCUUUGUAGUACUUGUUACUAACUUUCUAAUCAUUCUCUGUCUUUUCUGGCUUUGUCAAGAAAUCUGAACGUCCUUUCGUUCCAAUAUUUUUGUAAUUUUUUAAAUCCUUUAUCUGCAGCUUAACAUUAAAAGAUAACAAGCUA
This is a messenger RNA of Rhopilema esculentum, 1612 nucleotides long. Its product is annotated as chromatin accessibility complex protein 1. The record is from RefSeq and is a predicted model, not a curated record. Gene Ontology annotation, biological process: DNA-templated DNA replication; chromatin remodeling. NCBI's taxonomy places the organism in Eukaryota, Metazoa, Cnidaria, Scyphozoa, Rhizostomeae, Rhizostomatidae. Gene Ontology annotation, cellular component: nucleus; CHRAC. Gene Ontology annotation, molecular function: protein heterodimerization activity.